UCCUUUUCCCAAAGUUACGGAUCUAUUUUGCCGACUUCCCUUACUUACAUUGUUCUAUCAAUUAGAGGCUGUUCACCUUGGGAGACUUGCUGCGGUUAUGAGUACGACCAGGUUGUGAGAAUAAAUCUUUCCCUUGGUUUUUCAAGGAUCAUUGAGAACGCACUGGACCUAACUAAGUGUCGGGCUCUUGCGAUCAAAAUACCAUAA
Rhizophagus irregularis DAOM 181602=DAOM 197198 is the source of this 207-nucleotide messenger RNA. The record is from RefSeq and is a predicted model, not a curated record. NCBI's taxonomy places the organism in Eukaryota, Fungi, Glomeromycota, Glomeromycetes, Glomerales, Glomeraceae.